ACAGUACUGUGCAACAGGCCCCUGGUACUUACAAAAUGUGUACCCGCAACUUGCGGUGCCGGGCGAGAUGAAGAAAGCAAACAACUUGGAGAAAGCAGUUUAUCAACCAUGGCAUUCGAGGAAACGUAAUUAUACCGAUAAUUACAUGAUCCGCCUGACGAAUAGUAGCCUUUGCUUAUCGGCUAGUGGUGAGAAAGACAAUGGUUUUUGGAAACGUAACACAAACAUCAUAAUUUCACCGUGCUUACGAGUUAAAAGUCAAGUUUGGUAUGAAACCGAUAAGCAUGCGUUGGUGUUAGGACAAAUUCUCUGUUUGGAAGCAUCGAGUGCGUCAAGCUCUUCACCGCCAGUCAUCAACAAAUGCCAUGAAAUGGGAGGCGACCAAGAAUGGAAACAUCGUAAUACGAAGCAAACACCAAUUUACAAUUUGACAGCCGGGACGUGUUUGUUUGUCGAACAACCGAAAGUUGGUGCUAUAGUUCAAUUAGGUUUAUGUUCGAAUGAUGCAAACAGCAGCUGGGAUCUGGUUAAGAAAAUAUUGUGAUUGUAAUAAUUGGGCUGAGAUAAUGCAUAUGCCCACAAACAGCUAUUAGAACUAAGAUUGAAUAUUCGAUUCUCAUGAGCUAGCACAAAGAUUUGCAAUCUGAAUGCAAUUCAAAGUAUUAAGUCAAUGUAAUUGUACUAUAUUUUAACCCUUUCAAUUGAUAUUGAAACUAAAUUUCCAAAAAAAAAAUCCUGUCCAGAAUGUGUGUGGUUGGCCAUUCCAAAAAUAUCUAUCCGAAAAAUAUGUGAAACCUACUCUAUCUCCUUUAUUGGACAAUAUUCCAUUCUCUUUUUUUAAGAAGAAAUAUUUUUCAACGCCAAUCAAAUCAAAUCCACUAUUUUAGAUGAGUUUUUGUAAAAUUUCUUUAUGAAAUAAAAUCCAUCAAACAUUUCAA
This is a messenger RNA of Sitodiplosis mosellana (orange wheat blossom midge), 938 nucleotides long. Its product is annotated as polypeptide N-acetylgalactosaminyltransferase 35A-like. Bases 68 to 544 code for a protein of 158 amino acids. The record is from RefSeq and is a predicted model, not a curated record. Lineage: Eukaryota; Metazoa; Arthropoda; Insecta; Diptera; Cecidomyiidae. The transcript is spliced from 4 exons.